Molecule: messenger RNA, 935 nt
Organism: Erythranthe guttata (spotted monkey flower)
Lineage: Eukaryota; Viridiplantae; Streptophyta; Magnoliopsida; Lamiales; Phrymaceae
Gene: AHP2
Product: Tat-binding protein 1(Tbp-1)-interacting protein (TBPIP)
Biological process (GO): homologous chromosome pairing at meiosis; meiotic strand invasion involved in reciprocal meiotic recombination; meiotic joint molecule formation
Cellular component (GO): condensed nuclear chromosome; DNA recombinase auxiliary factor complex
Molecular function (GO): double-stranded DNA binding; recombinase activator activity
Source: RefSeq, a predicted model, not a curated record
UUCUCCCCACAAAAAACUUUUUCCCGCUCUCUAAAGCUCUGCAAUCAAUGGCUCCCAAAUCGGAUAGCGCUGAAGGAAUCGUGCUCAACUUCGUGAAUGAGCACAAUAAGCCUUUGAAUUCACAAAAUGUGGCUGAUUCGUUGCAAAAGUUUAAUCUCAAAAAAGCUGCGGUACAAAAAGCGUUGGAUAGCCUUGCGGAUAGCGGCAAAAUAUCAUUCAAAGAGUACGGCAAGCAGAAAAUAUACCUGGCUAGGCAAGACCAGUUCGACAUACCUAAUAAUGAAGAGCUCAAUCAGAUGAAAGAAGAAAAUGCGAAGCUCCAAGAACAGCUUGCUGAAGGAAAGAAAGCUAUUGCUGAGGUUGAAGGAGAGAUUAAGGCACUGCAGACAAAUUUGACGCUGGAGGAGAUUCAUGCGAGGCAAAUCCAAUUAGGAGAUGAGGUGAACCAAAUGGAGGAAAGAUUGAUUAAGUUGAGGCAAGGAGUAACUCUGGUGACCCCAGAAGAGCGACAGGCUGUGGAGAAGAUAUAUACGAACAUGAUAAAUCAGUGGAGAAGACGCAAGAGAAUGUUCAAAGAUGUAUGGGAUGCUAUAACUGAGAACUCACCCAAGAAUCCAAAAGAAUUCAAGGAGGAACUCGGUGUGGAGUACGACGAAGAUGUUGGUGUAAGCUUGCAAUCGUUUGGUGAACUAGUGCAGACCGGUAGGAAGCGAACCAGAUGCAACUAGCCUUUUCUGUCAGGUUAUAAUGGUAAAUAUGGUACAAGAUCUCGUAUCUUGUCUUAAAGUAAUUUUUAGUUAUACGUUUAAGGUGGUGAAAUAUUUUAAGACGUGAGACUCGAAGCUUUCCAGUGUUGGCUUCUUUUUUACUCGUAUUGUUUCAAUAUCAAUAUGGCGUCCUAUACAUCUUAAAAAAAAAGUCUACCUUUCACGUUC